This is a messenger RNA of Pelobates fuscus (common spadefoot toad), 1853 nucleotides long. It is a transcript of the gene GPR21, whose product is annotated as G protein-coupled receptor 21. Gene Ontology annotation, cellular component: membrane. The transcript is spliced from 2 exons. The coding region runs from base 337 to 1392 and encodes 351 amino acids. Gene Ontology annotation, biological process: G protein-coupled receptor signaling pathway. Gene Ontology annotation, molecular function: G protein-coupled receptor activity. NCBI's taxonomy places the organism in Eukaryota, Metazoa, Chordata, Amphibia, Anura, Pelobatidae. The record is from RefSeq and is a predicted model, not a curated record.
GCAGCAAAGUGAACUGCAGAACUGCUGCAGGACUCCUGAAAUACCCCGUGAUUUAAACCAACGAUGAGUUGCUCAGGUGUCUAAGAGUGGAAGCAUAAUGGAUUGGAAAUGCCUUGGAUAGAGCACAGAGAAACAAGCCUUUCUGAUGAUUGCAGACUUUUUUCUUAAGCUCGUUUUCAGAGCUUUUUCUCCUCUCAUUUUAAGAUGGCAGGAACUUGGUUAAUUUUUGUUCUUUUACAAAGUUAAAGGGAUCUAUCAGUACAGACACAUCUACCUUCUCUUCUAAGGGGGAGGGUGAAGAUGCAGGUAUGAUCCCGAAGUCUCUGCGCUAUCAAGAUGAACACUACCUUUGACGAAAUAAAUAACAGCAGCGAACCUUUUUGCCUUUUGGGUGUUGGAUCACAUAAAGACAUCCCUGUAUGCGUAUUGGAAGUAGGAAUUAUCAUCUUUUUGACUGUGUUGAUUAUAUUUGGAAACCUGAUUGUGAUCUUUGUCUUCCACUGUGCACCUCUUCUCAACCAUCACACUACCAGCUACUUCAUACAGACAAUGGCCUAUGCUGAUUUACUUGUUGGAGUCAGUUGCUUGGUACCUUCUUUUUCUCUUCUGCACUAUCCUGCCCUAAUACCAGAAUCCAUUGUGUGUAAACUGUUUGGCUACGUGGUGUCUGUCCUAAAGAGUGUUUCCAUGACCUCUUUAGCCUGUAUCAGCAUAGAUCGCUACAUUGCAAUCACCAAGCCUCUAACAUACAACACCUUGGUUACCGCAUGCCGACUGCGCUUCUGCAUUUUGAUCCUUUGGAUUUAUUCAUCUGCAGUGUUCCUACCCUCCUUCUUAGGCUGGGGGAAGCCUGGUUAUCAUGGAGAUGUCUUUAAAUCCUGUGCAGAGUCAUGGCACACCAACCCUUAUUUCACUUCUUUUAUUGUGGUCAUGUUGUAUGCACCUGCGGCUACCACUGUUUGUUUUACCUACUUCAAUAUCUUUCGGAUCUGCCAGCAACAUAACAAGGAAAUAAAUGAUAGACGUGUACGCUUCAGCACCACAGAAAGUGAAUCCACAGACGGACAACCCAGCCCAGAGAAGCGAUACGCCACUGUGCUUUUCCGCAUCACCAGUGUAUUCUACAUUCUUUGGUUGCCAUAUAUAAUUUACUUUCUUCUAGAGAGCUCUAAGGUCUAUGCUAACCAGACUGCCUCCUUCCUUACCACAUGGUUAGCAAUAAGCAACAGCUUCUGUAACUGUGUCAUCUACAGUAUGUCAAAUAGUGUUUUUCAGAAGGGCCUGAAACGUCUCUCUGGUGCUGUAUGUUCUUCGUGUUCCAGGCAAGGGGAUAGUCGAGAAGUCCCUGGUAUUGUAAGCAAAAGGCCCACAGAUGGCUGCAAUACAACUUAGUAUGUCAUCCUGGGUAUUGGUCGUCGAACAAAAAAAAACAACAACAAUACACAUUGAUUUGUCAUCAAUCCUAUGGUUUGUCCAUCAUGUAGCUGCAGUAUUUUGAGAAACUAUGUUACUGGUGGAUCUUUUAGAUUCUGUUAUAAGCUUCCAAUGUAUCAAGGUAUUUUUGUUGACUCUGUAACAGAGGAUUUAUUGCUACAUUCAGAUAUAUACUUGUUGGAAAAUUUACUGACUUGUGCUCUGUGUACUGUAUCUCUGAUAUUUUUUAAAACAUCAUAAUUUAAGGAGCCAAAUAUUUGGAUUUUGUCUUAAGAUGGACUAUCUGUUAGCAUAAUCAAUUGUGUACAUGAUGAUACCACACUUAACUUGAUGCGUGCCAUGGGUGCUUUUAGAACAAAAACAAACUUCCUAUUUUGUUUAGAAAUAGAUCAUGUAUGUCUUUUUUUUUUUUUAAUAUU